Lactuca sativa (garden lettuce) is the source of this 838-nucleotide messenger RNA. Lineage: Eukaryota; Viridiplantae; Streptophyta; Magnoliopsida; Asterales; Asteraceae. The record is from RefSeq and is a predicted model, not a curated record.
AUGGCGAUUGUAGCCUCCAUUGUCAAGCAUUUGAGCCUUAGAAGAAAGGUUGGGUCCAUUUUGUGCAUUGUGAAGGAGUUAGAAGAUCUUGAGGUUUCUAAGCUUAGAGAAGAGGUCUUGGAUCCAGAAUCAUUAUCCAUUGCAAGGAGUUUGAGGUUUCUAGCGGCGUGCUUAUGGAUAAAGGAUAAACUCGGCGAUUUGGUUCGGCUUUUCCCCGAAUUUGCAGAUAAUGGAGAAACACGGCGAGUUGAAGGACAACUCGGCGGAUUAGGUCAACUCGGGCCGUUGACCUUGACUUAUGACCAUAUCUUUGACCAAGAUGUUCUAAGGGGGUACUUGAGCUCGGAGGUGUCGUUAGGGCAGCAAUUAGGGAUUUCUUUUAGUAAGCUUCUACAUUUGAGUUGUCUCUGUGAUACUUGCAUGGAAGACUCUGGGGGGAGCCAUGGCAUUUGGAUAUCAAACCAUGAGGGGAAAGCCCAUGACAUUCCAGGUAAAGACCAUAGGGGAGCCCAUGACAUACUAGAUAAAGGCCAGGGGGGCAUGGCAAUUAUAUGUAUGUUUCAUGAUAAUCUGUGUUUGUAUGUUGUAUGGUAUUUUGGGGAACUCACUAAGUUUCGUGGUUACAGUUUUCAAUUUAUGUUUCAGGUACUCCGGUUUUUAAUUGGGAGAGCUAUGGAUGAUUGCAGAGCAUACACCACCUGUUUUCGUAUGCCGCGAACUACUCUGAUUUGAUGAUGUUAUGUCAAAUGUUUGGUUACCCCGGUUUUUAGGAAGAAUAUGUAUUAGCGAUUAUAAAUCUAAAACCAAAUUUUUUUAUGGCAUGAUUUUCGGGUCGUUA